Dovyalis caffra is the source of this 1923-nucleotide messenger RNA. NCBI's taxonomy places the organism in Eukaryota, Viridiplantae, Streptophyta, Magnoliopsida, Malpighiales, Salicaceae. The record is from the annotation of a GenBank genome assembly.
AUGGCGGAUGACAAUACUACUGCAACUUUCUGGACUCAGGCUGAUGCUUUACUCCGAAAGAACUUAACCUAUCAGAUAAUUACUGAGAUUGCCUCUAUAUCAGACAGCAAAGAGACUAGUAGUGAUCGGUGUGGUUACCAAUUCUCAGAUUUGGAUCAAUUGCAGAGUUGUCCCAUUCCUAGCCCACCAAAAUGGCCUCCAUUUUUACAGGUUCCACCUCCCGAAUAUCGUGCUGUUAGAAGCAGUUCUUCUCAUCUUUUUCAAGAUUUGCCGGACCAGUCUUGCAGGCACAAGGGGAACUGUCCUGGUUCAGCUACAGAACCAAGUCAUGAUUUUUAUAUUGAUUCUGCUUUCAUCGAGAAGAAUUCUUCUCUCUAUAACAUUCAAAGUCAGUGCGGAUCGAACUCUACGAUCUCUGUUUCGGUAACAAAUGCCUACCUUCAGUUGUUUAAAGGGCUUGGUGCAGAAGUGAAAUUAGAAUUUAUCAAAGAAAUGCCUAAACCUUCAGAUGCGCCAUUCAAGUUUGAUAUCGCAUCUCAACUGGGCACCCUCUUCUUUACAUGGUUAUAUCCUGGUUUCGCUCUAUAUCGUGGGUUGUAUGAAUUUGGAGAGUAUGCUGCCUCAGGUAGCGUUACGGAUACCGAUGGAAUGAAGUGGGGAAAUUUGUUUGAUAGUGACAAUGGAAUGAGGAAUGUGAUGAUUAUCAUGCUUCUUGAGUGGUUACUGGUCCUCUUCAUAGCAUAUUAUGUGGAUCAAGUUUUUUCAUGUGGAAGUGGCAAACAUCCUAAAUAUUUACUGCAAAAACUUCGGAAGAAGCAUAGUCGAUCAUCAUCUUUUCAGAAGCCCAGUUUGCACGAGCCAGGAUCUAAAGUUUUGGUUGAUAUGGAUAAACCCGACCUCCUUCAGGAGAGGGAGAAGGUUGAGCAGUUACUUUCGGAACCAUCAACUCAUGGAAUCAUCUGUGACAACCUGAGAAAAGUGUAUCCAGGAAGGGAUGGAAACCCAGAAAAAUGGGCAGUGAAAGGAUUAUCUCUUGCUAUACCUCAAGGAGAGUGCUUAGGCUUGCUUGGUCCAAAUGGUGCAGGGAAGACCUCUUUUAUUAGUAUGAUGAUCGGGCUGACGACGCCAACCUCAGGGGCAGCAUAUGUUGAUGGUUUAGACAUACAGACUCAGAUGGAUUCGGUCUAUACCAGAAUUGGGGUGUGCCCACAGCAUGAUCUGCUAUGGGAUGCUCUGACCGGAAGAGAGCACUUAUUAUUUUAUGGCAGACUUAAGAACCUAAAAGGUGUUGCUUUGAAAAGAGCAGUGGAAGAAUCUCUUAAGAGCCUCAAGCUAUUUGAUAGAGGGGUUGCUGACAAAUAUGCUGGGAAAUACAGUGGAGGUAUGAAGAGAAGGCUUAGUGUUGCCAUAUCACUAAUUGGAGAUCCCAAAGUUGUUUAUAUGGAUGAACCCAGUUCUGGAUUAGAUCCAGCUUCUAGAAGCACUUUAUGGAAUGUCGUAAAGCGUGCGAAGCAAGACAAAGCAAUUGUUCUGACCACACAUUCAAUGGAAGAGGCAGAGCACCUGUGUGAUCGAGUGGGAAUUUAUGUUGAUGGAAGCUUGAUGUGCAUAGGAAACCCAAAAGAGCUAAAGGCUAGGUAUGGGGGAACUUACGUUUUCACAAUUACAGCAUCUGUAAAUAACGAGAAUGAGGUGGAGGACAUGGUUCGGGAUCUCUCCCCUAAUGCUGAAAGAACGUACCAUUUGGCUGGAACCCACAAGUUCGAGAUGCCAAAACAUGAAGUUAGCAUUGCAGGUGUAUUCCAUGCAGUUGAGGUCGCAAAAGGCAGGUUCCCUGUUUAUGCUUGGGGUCUGUCUGAUACCACCUUGGAAGACGUCUUCAUCAAGGUCACAAACUCAGCCCAGCAAUCCCACACACCUUAA